Anneissia japonica is the source of this 6449-nucleotide messenger RNA. RefSeq lists its product as uncharacterized. The transcript has 8 exons. Gene Ontology annotation, molecular function: DNA binding; chromatin binding. The coding region runs from base 332 to 5914 and encodes 1860 amino acids. The record is from RefSeq and is a predicted model, not a curated record. Gene Ontology annotation, cellular component: chromocenter; nucleus. Lineage: Eukaryota; Metazoa; Echinodermata; Crinoidea; Comatulida; Comatulidae.
GAUAGUAUAGUUGUAAUUUGCAUAUUGGGCAAAUUUUACAGAUGUUGUGUUGCAAAUUGUGUAUAACAACAUCCCUAUUUAGUGGAUUUUAUAUAUUAUGGAUAUAGUUAUGUGCAGCUUAGGUAUUGUGCAUUGUUUUAAAAGUAGUUCGUCUUGAGUAAGAAUCGUUCAAAAGAAGGCCUGUGAAAGCGUGAGGCAGUGGAAUGUCUUUGAGAGACUGUUUUAGUUUUAUAUUUGUUAUUAUGUGCUAGCGUGGAAUGCUAGCGCUUGGUAUGGACCUACUGGAAUAUAGCUCUUUGCUGGAGUACUGUAGGCGUUACCAAUUCUGAUUAUGGCUGGCUGUGAGCAGCAGCAGCCUGGUAGUACCAUGGAAGAAGAUGGCAAGGAGAAGGUAUGCAUAAUACCAAUAGGCUGGAGGCGGGAGCUUGACAAAGGUGCUGUUGCUUAUUUUAGCUCAAGUGGAUUUAAACUGACAAGUAUACAGGAGAUAAAAGCCUACAUAGCAACGGAGGGAACUUGUAAGUGUGGUCUACAGUGCCCUUUAAUGGUUGAAAGGGUAUUUAACUUUGAUUGCAAAGUCAAAGGCAAAAUAAGGCUUGCAGAGGAUGUGAUCAAAGACAGUGAUUUAACUAAACUGUGUAAUCAUAAACGGAAAAUAAUUGCCAUGGCAACCUUGCAGAAUAGUGUGACUGAUCUGGAGGCUAGCAAUGGACAUGACAGCAAAAGAGACUGUAAGGCAAAUACAAAGGGUACUAAACGAUCACGUACAAAAGCAAAAGUUUCAGCUUGUCAGCAGAAGCAAUUGCCGAGUCUGUCAGUUUCAAAGCUCUUAGCCAUGCAACAGGGUGGGAAAAUGUCAGGCCCUUUGCCGUCUAUGGACUCCUUUACUGCCAACAGAUUUCAUGCCACCUCUACAAUGCCAGCUCAGUAUGCUGCAAUGAAUAACCCUAGGCAUAUACAUAAUUUUCCUAUCCAAGGUCAUAAUACACAGUUGGCAGGAGAUCUAGCAUUUGAUGCUUUGUUAGCUGCAAGGACUAUGGAAAAACUUAAUGGCUAUACAACUUCAGACACACAAACCAUGCAAGGAAUCGCUCAACAUGUGUCACCACCUGGAAUUCAUCGUGAAAUGGUUGUAACUCCGAAUGGAGACAUCUUUCCAGGUGUUGUUCCACUUGCAAGCAACCUUUUAUCACCAGGGAUUUCACCUGGAUCUUCUGGUUUUACUAAUGUACAAUAUCAAACUAGUCCUCAGUUUUUGCAUGGUAAACCAAUGCAACAGAUUCCUGGAAUUCCACAUGUAUCAUCCUUUGUUCCAACAGCAGAACCUAUUCAAGAUGGACUCCACCAAGCUCAUGGAAAGAUCCAGGAAAAUCAUCUUAAUCAUUUAAGAAGAGGAUUGUCAUUUCCUCAAGCAGAAGGUCAGUUUUAUCCACCUCCAGUACCUCUAAGGCAUUCAACACCUGUAGAACCUACCCCUAACAAGCUUUCAUUACCUGUUCUUGGACAAUCAAUGAUAACCUCGUUUCCAGCGAGUUCCCUGCUAACAGCAGCAGCCAGAGCACAAAUAGCUGAAAAAGAACUUAUAAAUCCAUCUGAAAAUAUUUUAAGCAAUCAGAUAAAAACUGUUCCAAAUGUACCAAAAUCAGUGCCUUUACUUAAAGAUGGACCUAGAAAGAAGAUGCUCAAUUGCAAAGAAAGUGAUACCUCCAGAGAGGAAGCUAAUAGUGAUUUUGUUUCAUCAGAUAUUUUGUCAAAAGACUGUGUUACAAGUGCUACAAAGAAUGUGGAAUCAGUCAAGAACAAUUCAAGUGAGGACAAUAAACAUUUGGUUCUGAAAAGGAAUCAAGAUAUAGCUACUUCAACUUCCUCAGUUCCAACAAGCACAGUUAGUGAACCUUCUCCCAAAAAACCCAAGUUUGAUGAGAGUAUAAAACAGCAGUCUGAUGCAGUUGUAGAAGAUGUACUCAUUUCUGAGAACUCCAUAUCUAGGACAGCUGAACAUGAUAAAUCAAUUAAUGUGACACCUGCAAAAGAAAGUAGCAACACGUCUACUACAUGUACAAUAGAAGGUGUCAAUAAUGUUACUGGUGAAAUGGAGACAAAGAAAAUGCAGCUUGAUCACAUGAUUCGACAUCCGGUUCAAAUGCAACAUGAUCAAGAAUGGUAUCUUUCAAUGAUUAAGAACCAAUCUUCCAUGAUGAACCAGGUGCCUCCAGGAUUCAAUCAUCUGAUUGGUGGCAUGCCUAAUAACUUGAAUAACUGCUUCCAAUCUGGAUGUGUACCCCCAAACAUAAUGCAUCAACGGAAUGUUCCUUUACCAAGUUUAUCAGAGAAAUCAACUAAAGAAUGGUUGGCAGAAAUGAAUAUUAAGAAUAUGCAACAAACUUUUGUCAACUUUCAACAUCAACAGAGGAUUGGCUUUGGAUCUCACAUGCUUCCGGGGAAUCGUGGCUUUGGUCAGAUGCAUCCGUCAAUGCUACAAAACAUGCUACAAUCAGGUGGUUUAGCAUCUCAGAUGGGAAAUGGAAUGGGAUUUCAACAAGUACCCAAUCCCAUUGCAUCUGUUGGUUUACAGACUACUCCCAUUGGAACUAAUGUUUCUCGGCCUAAUCGGCGAAAAUCACCUGGCAGACAAUAUGGUAGUGUGAAGAAAAGUCCUAAAAGCGGAGCUCGUUCAGGGCCACAAAAAGUAAAAGAUAUUCUUGCUAUGAGGAAAGAAAAAGAAAAGGAGAUCGAAAGGGAAAGAGGGCUGUUGGAAGAAGCAGAGAAGCAGAAAAUGGGUAAGGCAGAAGAUGAAGCAGUCUAUCAUGCUGUCAUUGAUGCAUCAGGUACAGGUUUGAAAGUCCUAAUAACAUCGGGACAAGAAACGCCUGCAACAAUCGCAACCCCACCAGUUGUGUCAAUUGCGAGUGAUGUUAACAUGGCAGGGACAAAUUCUUCCUUGCACAAUCCUGAAAAUCUAACAGAAAAACUCCAAGUAGUGGAUAAUUGCAAAAAUGAAAUACCUGAUGUUCAACCCAUAAGUUUUAAAGACCAAAGUGAAGUAGUAGCAAUAAAAACCACAUCACCAGAAGUGAUAGCUGCCCAGUCAGAGCUCUCCAGUUUACCGUCCAAUGAUAUUUCAUCCAAUCAGUCACCAGGAGAUGGUUUAAUUAUUGCUGGUGACGAUUAUAAAAGUACUAUUGUCGAUUCUAAGGCUCAGGUUGUUGAUGCAGAAGAUAAGAACCAAAGAACUGUAUGUCAGACCACCAUAACCCCACCACUUCCUUCUGAACCUAUGUGUAGUCAUAGCAUUAAAGAUGAAAAUAGAAUUGAUCUCCCAUGCAUUGAAGAAAUUCCUAAGGAAACCAAGGAAGAUGUUGAACAAUCUUUAGAUAGUAGUGAUGUCAUCAUACAUGAUUCUCUGGAACAGUCUAUUAAUGAUUGCGAUAAAGACAAAAGUGAUCGGCCACAGCCAGAUUCAAAUCAGGUACCCAAAGAUAAUGUCAAUGAUGCAAUAGAAACUAAUGUUGCAAUUGAGUCUGAACAUGCAUCAUAUGAGUUGUGUGAAGUUGUUAGUGAGAAGAGAUCUAAUGAUGCUAUGAGCAAAACUAGAAUUUGUGAAGCAUCUCAACCAACAAUAGUAUCUACAGCGAUGUUAACUGUAACAAAGUCGAUUGGCUCUUGCUCUGUUGAGUCUUCUGAAGACCACCAAUGUAAAACAAACACUGAUAUACUACCUAUAACUGGAAAAAUAUUAGAAAAAUCUAUUGAGGAAACUAAUAAAAAUGUUGAAUCAACAUUGCAUGAUGGAUGUAAUAGUCCACCCCCUUAUAAAGCAGAUCUUAGUGAUGAUAAGCUGUCAGAAGUUAGUUUAUUUUCGGCAGACAUUUCAGAUAAAGUUAAUCCUGAAAACUCUUCUGUAAAUACACCUGUUGACUUGAGUGAUAUAAAUAGCUCUGACCCACCAAGGAAUAAAGAAGUAAUCAUAGAACAGCCACACAUGUUUCACUCAAGUGCUGCCACCCCUCAAGCACUUAAAUUAUCAAGUAUAGCAGAUGACAUCACUGAGGUGGAGGUUAGUGGGGAAAGUAAUUUAUUAAAUCAACAGUCAGGAAUGAAUGACUCGGAAAACACAUCUCAAAAAGCUGGACCUCUAGAGCUUCGUUUUGUAAGAGAUAAAACCAACUUCGGUCUUGCAGAUAAUAAAGAAAUCAUGGAAGAAUUAAAGGAGCCAGUUAUCCUGCAAACAGAAGAGUCUCCAUUUGUUGAAGAAAACAAUUCUUAUCCCCUACCGAAGUUUGAACAGGGAGUAAUUAAUAUUUCUAAUAAUUUAAGUGAUAGUAGGACAUCUGAAUCUCAUAGUGUACAUCAGUCUAUGCCAGAAACCAAUACAAUUUCAGAUGCAAAGCAGGAACCAGCUGAAGAUAAGACUCGGUUUGAGUUGAAAGACAUAACUAAUUCAGCCAUAGAUGAAGUUACUUGUGAUUUGGAUUGUCAAAUGGUAGUUGAGUCUAAUAUUAUUGAUGCUUCACCAGACGAUGAUGGCACUAUUGCAGAUAGUGUAGAAGCUAUGCAAGUUGAGCCUACAGGCACACUGAUGACUAGUACUGUGAAGGAGCUUGUUGAUGAUUUAGAAACAAAAACUGUAGAUGAUGAUAGAAACCUUGAUAAAAGCGUGCAACUUGAAAACUUAGUGCAAGACAGUGUGAUAGGCAAGCAUGAUAGUGAAGAAAUCAUAAAUGUAGAAGAGGAAAAUUCUUGUAAUUUCAUCAAAUGUGAUUCGGAAAUAAAUACAGAUGAAUGUAGUGAAGAACUUAAUAAUACAAAAAUAAGUUUAGACAAUAUAGAACUAUCUAAAUUACAGCAACAGACUUCAAAUUCUGGAUUUGAAAGGUUAAGCCUUGAUGCUUCAGAGAGCUUACAAGAAAAUUGUUUACAUUCCUUUGCAAGUACCUGCGAAAAAGUGGCUCCUUUGCCGGUUAACUCUACUGCUCUUCCACCAGCCUCCCAAGAAGCUGACAAUUAUUGUAUUGAACCACUUUCUGAAAGUAUAGGUAAUGUUGAUGAUAGAGAAACAGUAGAAAGUGAUAUAUCAGUUGUGGAGGUAAACACAACUUAUAUAGAACAGAAACAAACAGUGGAUGAAGAGACACUUGCUCAAGUAAAAGUUGAUCAUUUGCCAAGCAAUCAGGAAGUGUGUGAAACCUUGGAAUUGGAGAAAGAAAUCAAAACGAAUGUAAUUCAACCCGAUGUCGUUAAACAUGACUUGACUGUCAGUUCUACCGAUCAAAAUAAAAAUCUUAAAUCAACUGCAGCUGGAACAAUUGGCAGAGAGCAAUCAAAGGCAGCUUUGUUAUCAGAACGGCUAGAGAACUCUGAAAAGGAGUUUACAUUGGUGAAUCUUGUUAAUGGAGAACUUGGUGGCAGACUGCAAACAAGGAAGGAGAAGCAGAAAGAUGUAAUUAAGAGUGCAAUAGAGGAAGAAUGUCUUGAAAUAAGUCAGCAUAACUCAGAUAAACCUGAAGAUAUUGAAGAAGCUUGUAAAGAAAACACAAACUGCACCCAUGAAUCAUCUCCACCAUCACCUGGGGAGGACCUGCCUCCAAGUUUUGGGAUUGGUGAUCUUGUCUGGGGUCAAAUUAGAGGAUGUGCUUCAUGGCCCGGUAAGGUUGUUUGUGAAAAUGAUGUUAAAGGUCAUCGACAUUCGGAGACAGGCAAGAUUUGGGUAAAGUGGUUUGGAGAUCACACUUUUACACAAGUUGAACCUGACAAAUUAAAGAAUCUGACGGAAGGACUUGAAGCCCACCAUACCACCAGAGCAAGAAGUAGAAGAAGUCGAAAAAUAACCAGUAGCCUUGAAAUUGCGAUCCAGGAAGCUAUGACUGAAUUGGAUAAGAAGAUGGAACAGGUGAGGGCGCCAUUACAGUAUUGAAAGCCAGCCCAGUGAGGGAGUCAAGAAAAAGAGGAGCGAUCAAAGUUGGGUACGAAAACAAGGAAUAGAAACAGAAGGAAAAAAGCAAGAUGACAGACCUAGUUACAGUUGUACCCCUCUUUCAUACUGUCCCUUUAUGGCAAGAUGGCGAAAGCUAAAUAUUGAAGAUUGUUGCGAUUAUGUUUAUGAUCAAAUUAUAAUUAAUCAAACAUUAAUUAUCAUUUUGGUUUGUAGAUACACAUUUAUUACAAAAUUACCAACAAAAAAUACAGAUAGUAGUUAGUAUACUAAAGUAAUAUUGUUUUUAUUGAGUUAAGUUUAUUAAGGAAUUUGCUUUUUAAUAUAGAGUACCACAGUCGUGCCGUCACAACGCCAGGUUGCGCCCUCUGUUGCCAACCAGACGUUGGCUACCGUUCAUUACGCCUGAAUGACUUCAUAGGUUUUCUGGAAUAGGCAUUUUAAAAUCUAAUAUUUUAUCAUCAAAAUGUACUAAAAACACAAAAGCUCGCAUUAUAUUAGUUUUCAAACACACAUU